AGUGUAAGAGGUUGUAGCUGGUUGUUGAUGUUGGUGUUGGAUGAAUAAAACUGUAGUAAAGUUGGUGCUCAGACCCCAAACCUUUAUAUGCAAUAUCAUUAGGAAUUACCGAAACAGUCAAUGUUAGGUGUGCAGUAACUGAGGAAAGGUCAAAAGAGGAAACAGGAAUUUAUUCUAUGGUACUGUCCCCAAGGGAACAUUUUUUCAUUUUUAAUGCCUUUCAUUUGAAAGUGGCAUUAUGCCCGCAGCCACUGUGGAUCAUAGCCAAAGAAUAUGUGAGGUUUGGGCUAGUAACCUGGACGAGGAGCUGAGGAAGAUUCGCCAGGUUAUCCGAAAAUACAACUACAUUGCAAUGGAUACAGAGUUUCCAGGUGUAGUUGCAAGACCAAUAGGAGAGUUCCGAAGCAAUGCAGACUACCAGUACCAGCUUCUGCGCUGUAAUGUUGAUCUGUUGAAGAUAAUUCAGCUUGGCCUUACCUUUAUGAAUGAGCAGGGAGAAUACCCACCUGGAACUUCAACAUGGCAGUUUAAUUUCAGAUUCAACCUAACGGAAGAUAUGUAUGCACAGGAUUCCAUUGAGCUACUGACUACAUCAGGUAUCCAGUUUAAAAAGCAUGAAGAGGAGGGAAUUGAGACACUGUAUUUUGCUGAACUUCUAAUGACUUCAGGCAUGGUGCUCUGUGAAGGGGUCAAGUGGCUGUCAUUCCAUAGUGGCUACGACUUUGGAUACCUUAUCAAAAUUUUGUCAAACUCCAAGCUGCCAGAAGAAGAAGUUGACUUCUUUGAAAUUCUUCGUUUAUUUUUUCCCAUUAUCUAUGAUGUUAAAUACCUCAUGAAAAGCUGUAAAAACUUGAAGGGCGGCCUGCAGGAAGUAGCUGAGCAGCUUGAGCUAGAGAGGAUUGGACCUCAGCAUCAGGCAGGAUCAGACUCUCUCCUCACAGGAAUGGCUUUCUUUAAGAUGAGAGAGAUGUUUUUUGAGGAUCAUAUCGAUGAUGCCAAGUACUGUGGUCACUUAUACGGACUGGGUUCUGGCUCAUCCUACGUUCAGAACGGCACCGGCAACGCCUAUGAAGAGGAGGCCAACAAGCAGCAGUCAUGACACAAAAAGAACCCCUUUACUAUAGAGAACGUCAUUUGCAGGGCUUAAAACGUGGGGUUUUUUUUUUUUAGUUUUUCAUAAAAUGUUCAAUAGGAAUUUGCACUUUAAAGCUCUAAUAAGACUCUUGUUUUUAGAUGGAAAGCUAAAACAAACUUUCUCCACUUUGUUGCCUUCUCUGUGUUAACCUUUUGUCACCAAACAUUCCUCUUUUAUCAUAAGAGAAGAAAAAAUUGGGUGUUUUAUUUUUUCCCUGCAAAGUUCAGCCUUAAUAUUAUUAAGCUACAUUUUUAUUAUUUUUAUUAUUAAUUUAUUGCAUUUGUUCUCAUGUUGUGUGGUGCACAGACUAACUCAACCAAAAAAAGUGUAUGCCAGUUCCCUACACGUACAGUUGUUCCUUGAAAACGGAGUACAGUUGUAUUUUGAAACAGAUUGAGAAUCACGGUACUUAACGGCACUAGUCAAGCCUUGCACUGAUUUUACCUUAAUGUUGGGCUUGCACCGGUUUUACCACAGAAUAAUAAGUGUUGCAUAACUGCCAUUGUUUACCCGAGCUGAGGUUACCUCUACUGUAUCAACACUGUCUCAGUUUUAAAAGUGACAUUAAGGUUUUGUAAUGUUUUAGUAGAAAAUUCAAAGCCUUUUAUUAUUUGUCCUUUAAAAAAAGAUCUUAAACUUGAGUACUCAUGUCAGUAGCACUGGUUUAUCAGUCAUGCAUAUAUCAUACCGUUUGGGUUUUGUUUUGGUCUUUAUGACUCUGUUGUGUGGAUCAGUUGCAUGCUCUGAUGACGUUUGAAUCAAUGCUGUGUUGAGUCAUGGUCCCGGCUUUUAGAAGUGUGGACUGUAUGAACACUGCUUCUGUUCUGUUGAAUGUUACCCCUGUAGAAUAAUGAAAACCAUCCACCCUGUUUACUUGCCCCUCUCCACUCCAUCAGUGUGUGAAAUAUUUCUGCUGAGAAUAUGCAAUAUCAAAAGUGACUGUUUUUAGAGCUUUUGUAAAUAAAGGCCUCUGAUUUUCUACCA
Molecule: messenger RNA, 2119 nt
Organism: Trichomycterus rosablanca
Lineage: Eukaryota; Metazoa; Chordata; Actinopteri; Siluriformes; Trichomycteridae
Gene: cnot7
Product: CCR4-NOT transcription complex, subunit 7
Exons: 7
Coding region: 239-1099 (286 amino acids)
Cellular component (GO): CCR4-NOT core complex; CCR4-NOT complex; P-body
Molecular function (GO): nucleic acid binding; poly(A)-specific ribonuclease activity
Source: RefSeq, a predicted model, not a curated record